UUUGACGUUCAGGCCCUUCUAGUGUCUCAAUCUUGUUUGCAUGCUGUCUCGUAAUUCUCAGGCUUCCACGCCCGGCCCCUGGAUUUUUAUUCUUCCGUUCAGAAUUGGCAUCCGGAUCCCUGCUAGAGACCGGGCUUUCCGACCCUCUCAAUUUUCAGUUCCCCAUGCUGUCUGAAUUCCUCACCCGUCCUGAGCUCAUGUUUCAGCCUCUCUUUUUCAGCUCAGAUUUUCCCGUUUUACCGCUGCUUACCUGGAUCUCACUUCCACGGCGUUAGCCUGCGGCUCAAAUUGUCCCGCAGGCCUUCCCCCGUCACCAGACUCAGCAUUCCCCUACGUCCCUUCUUGCCUGGCCUCUCAUCUGCCUUACCUGUUUUUCUCAGUCUGAUUGUUUAUCUCUCCUUGAUACAAAGGUCUUCCUUGGAUUUCAAAAGUUUCAGGUCUUAGCAUACAUUCUCUGAGGCAGCUGUUUUACAUUAUGGACCCCAGACGUGACAGGGCUUCCGGGGCUGAUUACCAGAUAGUCUCUUUGAUCUUUAUAGGUCUUCAAAGCUUCACCUUUCUCCAAAGGCAGAUGUGAAGAACUUGAUCUCUUACGUGGUGACCAAGACAAAAGUGAUUAAUGGGAAAUACCAUCGUUUCUUGGGUCGUCAUUUCCCCCGCUUCUAUGUCCUGUAUACAAUCUUCAUGAAAGGCAGGAUUGCAGAUGUUAUGGGCUGAUGCCAGAAAGGCUAGAAGGAUAAAGACAAAUAUGUGGAAGCACAAUAUAAAGUUUCAUCAACUUUCAUACCGGGAGAUGGAGCAUUUGCGACAGUUCCGUCGAGACGUCACCAAGUGUCUUUUCCUAGGUAUUAUUUCCAUUCCACCCUUUGCCAACUACCUGGUCUUCUUGCUAAUGUACCUGUUUCCUAGGCAACUGCUGAUCCGACAUUUCUGGACCCCAAAGCAACAAAUUGAUUUCUUAGAUAUCUAUCAUGCUCUCCGGAAGCAGUCCUACCCAGAAAUCCUUUGUUAUUUAGAAAGGGUUGCCCCUCUCAUUUCUGAUGCAGGACUCCGGUGGCAUAUGACAGAGCUGUGCACCAAGAUGCAACAUGGUACCCACCCAGCAGUACAUGAUAUCCUGGCUCUGAGAGAGUGUUUCUCUAACCAUCCUCUGGGCAUGAAUCAACUCCAUGCUUUGCAGAUGAAAGCCUUGAGUCGAGCCAUGCUUCUCACACCCCAUCUGCCUCCUGUCGUGUUGAGACACCGUUUAAAGACUCAUACCACUGUGAUUCACCAACUGGACAAAGCUUUGGCAAAGCUGGGGAUUGGCCAGCUGACUGCUCAGGAGGUGAAGUCGGCUUGUUACCUUCGUGGCCUGAAUUCUACCCAUAUUGCUGAAGAGAGGUGUCGAACUUGGCUGGGAGAAUGGCUGCAGAUUUCCUGCAGCCUGAAAGAAGCUGAGCUGUCCCUCUUGCUACACAACGUGGUCCUGCUUUCCACCAACUACAUUGGGACAAGUCGCUGAGCGAACACGGAGCGGAUGGCAUUGUCCUGCAGUCACAGAGCACAGCAGCGUGGGACCAAACAGCACUUGUCAGCAAAGAGUCUGUGUGCACUGUUAGGUGUGUGGGAGGGAGAGGGGCGGGUGUCACAGGCUUCACAGCGCGGUGCCCACGUGGGAGCUGAAACUGAAAGAAAGUCUCUUCCCAGGGUGGCGCACGUGAGGUGUCAUCCCAGCUUCCUCCGAAUUUGCUGGAGCUGGCAGCAGCCUCUGAACUAGGCUUUUACUGUGAUGUUUUAAGUUCAGAUCCCAGGAAAUGAGCUUUUGCUGCAGGUGGGAAUCCUCAUUUGGUCUAGGACUUACCCACUGCCAUAUUUACAGCUGUUUUUGUUCACAACAGUUUCUGGCUGGUGAGGGGAGCAGCACUACUUAAACUGGAGCACUUCCAUCAUGCAUGUGCUCUGGUGCUCCCCUCAACACUUUCCAAUAUGACCAAAAAUAGGAAUUUUAUUUUUGUUCCCUUCACUGGGCUAACCACGUCCCCCUUUUUUCAAAUCCUUUAAACAUCUUAAGUUUCUGUUUUGUUUUAGUGAAUAACUUAUGGGUACAUCCUAAUGGAAAAAAGGAAAUACAAGUGCUUCUUGAGCCCUUCCCCAAGUGUUCACAGCCUUCACCCGCCUUGUCUUAAUUUCUGGGCAGUGCUCCAGCCCUCGUGGAUCUUAAACUCUUUGCUACCUCCACUGUGUUGCAGCAAUCCGACUGUAACUGACAGUGGCUGCCUUCUUUGGGCCAUGGAUCAAUCCUGUAAGGUACUAAUUACUGCCCAGCCCGGAGACCAGGAGAGGUCUACACUGAGAUUGUAAGUUGGGGUCAGGUUUUGUCUAUGUAUAUCAGUGACCUGUAGUAACUUAUUGUAAAUGCAUGGAGCACCCUUUAUAAACUCAAGUAAAGACUACCUGAAACCA
Molecule: messenger RNA, 2445 nt
Organism: Camelus dromedarius (Arabian camel)
Lineage: Eukaryota; Metazoa; Chordata; Mammalia; Artiodactyla; Camelidae
Gene: LETMD1
Product: LETM1 domain containing 1
Exons: 8
Coding region: 704-1504 (266 amino acids)
Cellular component (GO): mitochondrial inner membrane
Molecular function (GO): ribosome binding
Source: RefSeq, a predicted model, not a curated record